AUGACUAUCGUUCAAGACAGGUCGACGACACUUCAUGCGACAGCUAAGAACCUGGUCCAAAAUGUUCUAGCACGGUUCAAUGGAACCCAUGAUUCGAGUCUCAUGAGCUGUGCUGUUUAUGACACAGCAUGGCUGGCCAUGAUUCGAAAACCGGACGCCAAUAACACACAAUCGACUUGGCUUUUCCCGGAGUCUUUCACUUACAUAUUGGACACCCAACUUCCAGAUGGCGGGUGGGAGUCUUAUGGGAGCCAUAGCGAUGGGAUCUUGAACACAGCAGCCUCAAUACUCGCCAUACAACUCCAUCAUGACGAACCAGCUCAACUACGCGACGUUACCGCCCUAGAGUUGUCAGAACGCCUUGAUCGCGGGUGUGAAGCGCUACAGCGUCUCCUCAGCUCCUGGGAUGUACAAUCGUGUGUUCAUGUUGGAUUCGAGAUUUUGGUUCCAAAGCUACUGAGACUGUUAGAGGAGAAGGGCCGAAAGUUCGAAUUCGACGGCCAUAGCAGCCUAAUGGCUCUCAACAAGGCAAAGCUUGCACGCUUCCGACCGGAGAUGGUUUAUGGGGAGCUACUUACAACGCCCUUAUAUUCCUUGGAGGCAUUUGAUGGAAUCAAAUCCGAAAAGGUGAAGCAUCACAAGUCUCUUGGGGCACUUAUGGCAUCGACUUCGUCCACGGCUUCAUACUUGAUGGGCCUAAAUACCUGGGAUGAUGAAACAGAAGCCUACUUAAGACGUGUAGUGUCUAUUGGGCCAGGCAGAGGAAGCGGCGGGGUGCCGGGAGCGUUUCCAACAACCUAUUUUGAAAUGACCUGGGUUGUGACAACUCUACUAGAAGCUUCAUUUACACCAGAACAACUGGGCAGGGAAAAUUUAGAACAGAUCGCGCAAGUAUUGUCCAAGGCCCUUGAAGAAGAGGGAGGAAUCUUGGGGUUCUCGCCAAGAGUUGGGGCCGAUGCCGAUGACACGGCCAAAACUAUGUUGACCUUACGCAUGCUUGGUCAUCCUGUGGAUCCUUCUGCCCUGCUACAACGUUUUGAGACAGAGGAUCGCUUCCUAACUUAUCAAUUCGAGCGGACGCCAAGUUUCAGUGCUAACUGCAAUGUUUUGAGCACUUUGCUUCAUAUGCAAUCCCUUGAUCAGUAUGCUACUUCUAUUGGAAAAGCUGCAAGGUUCAUAUGUAAUUGGUGGCACGACUCGGAUGAACAGAUUCCAGAUAAAUGGAACACAACUUUCGGUUACAAUGCAAUGCUGAUGGUACAAUCUUUGGUUCGAUUGCUGGACCAGUGGAAUGAGGGUAAACUUCAACUGCUUGAUGACGAACUUAUUUUUGAGCUUAUCCCACUUGCAAUAUUCCAAGCAUUGCUACGCUGUUUGGCGAAACAAAAGCCAGAUGGAAUGUGGGGGGACUCUGCAGAGGAGACAGCCUAUUCCGUAAUCAUCCUCGCAACCGCAGCUAAACUUCCAUCUGUAGAGCCACUGCUUACAAGAAUUAACGAAAGCAUCGAAAAGGCUCACAAAGCUCUCCUUCGUUCAGGCAUAGACAGCCAAGCGAGCUACAUUUGGGUAGGAAAGACCUCGUACAAAUCUGAGAUUCUUUCAGAAACCUACAUUCUGGCGGCGCUGAACUCAAGCGCUACCGCGCCAAUGACUGGAGAUAGGAUUGCAUCAUUAUCCACUAUCUCGGCGAGUAAGAUUGUCUCAUGGGUGAAAUUUUACUCAGGCCUUCCAGGAAUUGCCCAAACACCAAAUUGGAUGCUAGUUGCGUCUAUCAUCGAAGGGUCACUCCAGUCUCGUCGCUUGCUCCGUAAGUGUAAAGAAGCAUUCCCAGAAUACAGCACAGACGUCCCAGAGAGAACUCAGCAGUACUUGGAGUACAUCCCGGCAGUAUGGAUAAUCUGCAGUAACAAGGACAGUAUAUUUUGCUCCUCAAAAAUAUUGUUUGACAUGAUGAUCCUGUCCUUUCUCACCUACAAAAUCGAUGAGUACAUGGAAACUAUUGCCACUGUAGGACCCGGCGGACUAGACAACUUGAAGCAAACCAUCUCCAAGGCGUUUAGUUGCAUACAAAUACCUGAAUCUACAUCAACAAAUUCUUCAUCGCCAACUGACAGCGUUGACAACACCUUGGCCCAUUUCGUCAGCUAUGUCAUGCGGCUUCCUACAGUUAUUAACGCAGCCAAGUAUGACAAGAAUCGGCUCCAAACGAAACUUCACACCUACCUAGACUCUCACGUAGAUCAGCUUAUACAAGAUCAAUUUUUCUCCAGCGAAAACAGCGCAGAUACAACUCGAACGCAUAAAUCCAUGGCCAAUCUACACGAAUGGGUCCAUGGCGCUGCUUCUUCAUCGACUUCUUGUCAACACGCCUUCAAUCUUCUUCUCUGCAGCCACAGUGGUGAUAGCGAUGUCUUCGACACUGCAGAGCAAGAGUAUCUCGCUGAGAAUCUCAGCAAUCAUUUGGGGGCAAUGUGUCGGAUUGACAACGAUGUUGGAUCCAUGGCGCGCGACAAAGCGGAUGGAACACUUAAUGCUGCAGACUUUCCUAAGAUGAAUGUUAGAUUAGGUGCCAAGGCUCAACUACUGAAUUUGGCUCGUUGGGAACGGAAACAAGUCUCAGCUGCGCUGGAGGCUUUAUCAGAGGUGCUGGUCUCGGGUCAGCAACAAAGAGUUGAGCAGCUACUACGGAUGUUCACAGACGUCUGCGAUGUUUAUGGGCAGAUUUACCAUCGCCGAGAUCUGUCAGUUGUCAAUGCACCUUGA
Bipolaris oryzae ATCC 44560 is the source of this 2763-nucleotide messenger RNA. RefSeq lists its product as uncharacterized. The transcript is spliced from 5 exons. The record is from RefSeq and is a predicted model, not a curated record. Gene Ontology annotation, molecular function: terpene synthase activity; magnesium ion binding. Gene Ontology annotation, biological process: diterpenoid biosynthetic process. The coding region runs from base 1 to 2763 and encodes 920 amino acids. Lineage: Eukaryota; Fungi; Ascomycota; Dothideomycetes; Pleosporales; Pleosporaceae.